Nelumbo nucifera (sacred lotus) is the source of this 1033-nucleotide messenger RNA. RefSeq names its product small ribosomal subunit protein uS7-like. Gene Ontology annotation, cellular component: small ribosomal subunit. The record is from RefSeq and is a predicted model, not a curated record. NCBI's taxonomy places the organism in Eukaryota, Viridiplantae, Streptophyta, Magnoliopsida, Proteales, Nelumbonaceae. Gene Ontology annotation, biological process: translation. Gene Ontology annotation, molecular function: structural constituent of ribosome; RNA binding.
UUCCAUCGUCUCUACUCUCUAAGCGGGCGCUUUUAGGGUUUUAGAGAACUCAAGACUCGAGAGAAGCUCCGCAUCUGCACUCUGCAGCCAUGGCGAUCGUCGCUCAACCAGAGGUGAAACUCUUCAACAGAUGGUCCUUCGAUGAUGUUCAGGUUGGUGACAUAUCUUUGGUGGAUUACAUUGGUAUAUCUCCCAACAAGCAUGCAACUUAUGUCCCACACACAGCAGGGAGGUACUCUGUCAAGAGGUUCAGGAAAGCUCAGUGCCCCAUUGUAGAGAGAUUGACCAAUUCCCUGAUGAUGCACGGGCGGAACAAUGGGAAGAAGCUCAUGGCUGUCCGCAUCGUCAAGCAUGCUAUGGAAAUAAUCCAUCUCCUCACAGAUCAAAACCCUAUUCAAGUGAUUGUUGAUGCUAUAAUCAACAGUGGGCCAAGAGAAGAUGCAACUCGUAUUGGUUCUGCUGGUGUUGUGAGGCGUCAAGCUGUUGAUAUCUCUCCUUUGAGGCGUGUUAACCAAGCAAUAUACCUUCUUACAACUGGUGCCCGAGAGAGUGCUUUCAGGAACAUCAAGACCAUAGCUGAAUGCUUGGCAGAUGAACUUAUAAAUGCUGCCAAGGGGUCAUCCAACAGCUAUGCCAUCAAGAAGAAAGAUGAGAUUGAACGUGUUGCCAAGGCCAACCGUUAGGAGAGAAGUUCAAUGGGCGUUAACAAGGACCUAUAUGGAAGAGAGUUGCCUUUCGUUUGUUUUCCUCACAUCUUUCCUUUUAGCUUUCAAAGGUCAAGUUUGCUCAGUAUACAAGACAAUGGACCAUUUCCAGUUUUGUUAAUUAUUUUUCUUUGGUAAAAUGUUGUCCUUUCCCUUUGUUUUUUUUGGUAGAAAUUAUUGAACAUUUAACAAUUAGUUUUAUCCCCCUUUGGUAAAAUGUUGUCUUUUCCCUUUGUUUUCUUUCUCUCUAUUAUCAACUGCUACAACUACUAGAAAGCUGUAAUUGAUUUCCGGCGAAUCAAUUAUAUUGAUAAGGCUAUUUGUUUCAA